Messenger RNA from Suricata suricatta (meerkat), 1411 nucleotides. Its product is annotated as protocadherin alpha-13-like. The transcript is spliced from 3 exons. The record is from RefSeq and is a predicted model, not a curated record. Gene Ontology annotation, cellular component: plasma membrane. Gene Ontology annotation, molecular function: calcium ion binding. NCBI's taxonomy places the organism in Eukaryota, Metazoa, Chordata, Mammalia, Carnivora, Herpestidae. Bases 104 to 1411 code for a protein of 435 amino acids. Gene Ontology annotation, biological process: homophilic cell-cell adhesion.
CAAUGGCGAGCACAUCAGGAUAAUAACGAAGAGAUAAGAUUUCUCCAAAUUUUGAGACAAGUUACGCCUCUUUGAAUACUUUAAAAAACCCAAUUAGUUUGAAAUGGUGUACUCGAAUCGAAGCGACCGGGGGCACCGGCAUCUACUGCUGUUUUUUAUGAUCCUCGCAGCCUGGGAAGCCGGGAGCGGCCAGAUCCACUACUCGGUCCCGGAGGAGUCCAAACACGGCACCUUCGUGGGCCGCAUCGCGCAGGACUUGGGGCUGGAGGUGGCGGAGCUGGUGCCACGCCUUUUCCGAGUGGCUUCCAAAGGCCACGGGGAUCUUCUGGAGGUAAAUCUGCAGAAUGGCAUUUUGUUUGUGAAUUCUCGGAUAGACCGGGAGGCGUUGUGCGGGCGGAGCGCGGAGUGCAGCAUCCACCUGGAGGUAAUUGUGGACAGGCCGCUGCAGGUUUUCCAUGUGGAGGUGGAGGUUAAAGACAUUAACGACAACCCGCCCGUGUUCCCUGAAACUAAGAAAAGAAUAAUCAUUGCGGAAUCGAGACCCCCAGAAACUCGGUUUCCACUAGAUGGCGCAUCCGAUGCAGAUAUUGGAGUAAACUCAGCCUUGACCUACCGAAUCGAUCCCAACGACUAUUUCGCUUUGGACACACAAAACAAUCGUGAACAAACGUCUUCGUUGUCACUUGUGUUGAAAAAAUCAUUGGACAGAGAGCAAAUUCAGGAGCAUAGUUUAUUAUUGACAGCCCGUGAUGGAGGUAAACCGGAGAUGACCGGUACAGUUCAGCUGCAGAUCGCAAUUCUGGACGUGAAUGACAAUGCCCCAGAAUUUGACCAAUUCAUUUAUAAAGUGACAGUAUUUGAGAAUGCAGUUAAUGGAACAUUAGUGAUCAAGCUAAAUGCCACAGAUCUUGAUGAAGGUACGAAUGGAGACAUAAUCUACUCAUUUAGAAGACCUGUAACGCCCGCGGUGCUGAAUGCAUUUACCAUAAAUCCCAACAGUGGAGAAAUUAGAACAAAAGGUAGACUAGAUUUCGAAGAAAAAAAAUUGUAUGAAAUAUCGGUGGAGGCAAUAGACAAGGGGAAUAUUCCAAUGGCAGGUCAUUGUACCAUUUUGGUGGAAGUACUAGAUAUAAAUGAUAAUAUCCCACAAAUUACCAUCACUUCUCUGACACUCCCCGUGCAAGAAGAUGCUCAGGUGAGCACCGUCAUAGCCUUGAUCAGCGUGUCCGACCGUGAUUCUGGCGCCAAUGGUCAGGUGACCUGCACACUGACACCCCAAGUCCCUUUCAAGCUGGUGUCCACCUUCAAGAAUUACUAUUCGCUGGUGCUGGACAGCGCCCUGGACCGCGAGAGCGUGUCGCACUACACUCUAGUACGAAGGCGAGCCUCCGUCCCGCGCGGUCACUACUAG